Echinostoma caproni is the source of this 1551-nucleotide messenger RNA. Lineage: Eukaryota; Metazoa; Platyhelminthes; Trematoda; Plagiorchiida; Echinostomatidae. The record is from the annotation of a GenBank genome assembly.
AUGAUUCGUGCCAAUCAUGUUUCUCGCCGUGGCUUCAUCCUGCAACUGAACAAUCAGGCAUUACGCUGCAACUACGGUGAUCACCUGAAAGAACAACUAUGUGACCGUUUGGUGGCAGGCACUAAUAAUCUGACUCUCGAACGCAAGUUACUGGAGAAGGAUUUAACGUUUGCUGAGGCCCGCAAAAUCUGUGAGCAACACGAUGACCGGAUGAGAGCUACCUCCAGCGAAGCAGUCACGUUAUUUCAACGACCAAACCGACCUCCAAUUGUCAAGUGUACACCGAAGCUGCAGGAAGACCCUUCUGGCAAGACGAAACGCAUCAAUCCGUAUUGCUCUAUGUCCAAUGUGCACACCUGUCUACAGCGCCUGAUCGUGAAAUGUUCCAACAAAACAGGAGGCAUGAACGUGCAGCCGGUCAUAUUAGAAGUUGACGAUGAGCCUAUCUUCCUGAAACGACGCGUAAUCCCCUACGGCCAACGUGAAGGAGUGCUGCAGGCCCUUGAGAAAACGGAGCGCGACGGCGUAAUUACCCGAGUCACAUCCAGUACGUGGACAGCUCCAAUCGUGAUCGUGAUCAAAAGUGACAGUAAAACACCGCGGAUUCGUGGCGAUUACCGGUUCACGCUCAACCUGCGUUUGCGAAAGUGUGCGGCUACCACCAUGAAGAUGGGGGAUUUUAUGAAGGCAUUGCAUGGCAACACAUGUUUAUCAAAGAUCGACUUGGCUGAUGCGUACCUCCACAUUCCUCUCGCUUCAUCCUGCCGGCAAUUUACCGCCAUCAACACACUGUGGGGACUACAUCAAUACAACUUCCUACCGUUUGGACUCCAAACAUCUUCAGAAAUAUUCCAGAUUGUUGUUGACGAAGUGAUUUGCGGACUCAAUGGAGUGUUAGUGUACCAGGACGACAUCAUUGUGUUUGGUACAACGAAGGCUGAGCAUGAAGAUAGGCUCCUCAAAAUACUGGAGCGUUUAGCCCAGAAGAAUGUGUCAAUUCGAGCUUUUAAAUGCAUGUUUAGUUUACCGGAAUUGGAAUGCUUGGGCUUAACAGUGAAUGCAAAAGGCUACCGUCCUGAUCCGAGUAGUUUCCGCUCAUUGACUGAACUUGAAUCACCGAGAGACCAAAACCAAGUUAGAUACAUUAUGGCAUAUCUCCAAUACUAUUCACGUUUCGUGCCGAACUUUGCCACGAAACCUCAACUGCCGUUCGUUGCUCAGUCGACUACAGAAUGGAAAUGGACUGCCGAGUGGGAACAAAUUCUGCUUGAAAUUAUUCAGAUCAUAGCUGACCGACCAGUACUCGCCUCGUUCUCUCCGACGAAACAUCCAACUUUGAUCACCGACGCAUCAGAUGUUGGCACUGUUACUGUACCCGGAAUGGACGGACGUCCGCUUGUCUGCAUCUCUCGUCUUUUAAACACGGUAGGACGAGGAUAUUCGCAGACACAGAAAGAAGCAUUGGCUGCAUAUUGGGCUGUCCAACGCCUGCACAAAUACCUGUUUGGAUUACGUUUCACCACCGUAACCGAUCAUCAAGCUUUGCAAUAA